Molecule: messenger RNA, 999 nt
Organism: Engraulis encrasicolus (European anchovy)
Lineage: Eukaryota; Metazoa; Chordata; Actinopteri; Clupeiformes; Engraulidae
Exons: 4
Coding region: 67-999 (310 amino acids)
Source: RefSeq, a predicted model, not a curated record
GCAAGUGGAAGGCAAGUCACUUGUGAUAAACCUCUGCGAUUUCUGAGCAAUUUUUAAGGAUUUUCAAUGGCUUUUUGUCCAAAAACUUUCAACCAGAGUGGAUCAUGGAUUGGGGCUGAACCCCAGUCUGAGCACCCAUAUAAAUAUGUGCGGGCAACUAAGUUUUCUUGCAGCAAGUACUGGAAGGAGUACCAAAAGGAGCUAGCUGCUUCCCAUGAGCAGCAGUACCAUGGUGUGACCAACCUGCCAACCACAGCACCUCAGACGCUGAGAUUUGUGGGCAACUUGAUCCAUUCUCCAUCCACCAGUGUCAGAGGUAGCCAGUUGGCCUCCACCGGACCUGUGGUGACUCCAGUGAGGAAGGAGGAGAUGUCCUUUGUGGGGACCUCCACUCAUCCUCCACAUCUCACCUGGGACCAGCUAGCCACACUGCUGAGCCAUAAGCAGGCCCCUCUCUCUGGGAAUGGAUCCAGUGUUGGGGUGCCCUUCACCCAGAACAGUCUGACCAACCCCACCAUGCUCCAAGCUAGCAACCAUGGGAUUGUGCACCAUGCUGGUCAACCUACUGCCGUAAGUGUCCAGACUCCAGCCCCACGGCAUUACCUUCAUUCUUCCCCUGCUACUUGUCAGAGGCAGGACCCCGGUCUUCCCAACGUGGCCUCAACCUGCCUGAGUAGCAUGAAGAACCUCUCCCCCGUGGCCUCAACCUGCCUGAGUAGCAUGAAGAACCUCUCCCCCGUGGCCUCAACCUGCCUGUGUAGCAUGAAGAACCUCUCCCCCACGCCUGAUGGUAGGGCCGCACUGCUGAGCCAGCUCGGACCCCUAAUCUCAGUGAACCUCUCCACUGGGGCCUUUGGUGGAGCCCCAACUCAUCCUCAGACCUCUUGCUGUCACUGCACCAGAGAAGACCUGCUGACCUCUGGCUGUCACUGCACCAGAGAAGACCUGCUGAAGAUGAUUGAGCCAGUCAGCAAGCUGCCCAGUGAACUAGACCAAUAG